AUACCGCCGGUUCCUUCAUCUCUUCCCCGAGAGACAGUUCGGUAUAAAAUAAAUUUAGAACGGAAAAGACUCCUCUUUUCUGCGCACUUCGAGGCAGUUUCGACCCCAUCGGAACGUCGUCGUUGUCAUCCUCUUUUGUCUUUCGGUCGAUCUCGUUCUCGUUCGAUUAGGAAUAAGGACUGAAGGAUGGCAGAUAAUGAGGAGGGAGAGCAAAAUGCCUCACGUGGGACCGAAUGGGAAGUUGUGUCACUUUCAGCAUCAGCAUAUGCUGCUGCCCCUGGCCCAAAAGAAGUUGAACUGAAGGAUGAUGACAGUGGUAAUGUUUACCAAGAGGAUGAUGCUGCAGAAAUAUCUCGUGCUUUGUUCAUGUCUGGUCAUUUUGUUUUUCCACCUAGUCAGCAUGAGAAUUUGCCAUUGGAACCUGAUGACAGUGAGAUUCAUAAGAAACAAGGAGGUAAGGAUGUGGUAUCUGAAUUUGAUAUCAUAGAAGCUGGUAGAUCCAGUGGAAAGGAUGAUGAGAAUUUGACCUUUAAAGGUUUAACUGGUCCAGACGAGUUCCCAGGAGUACAGUUUUUUGAUGAAAAGGGUUGUACGUUAUCCAUCCAUGGUACAGAUUUUGAAGACGGCACUACUCUCCAAGGAUUAAAUUUGAUCGAAAAGGAGCAAAGUAUAUAUAACGAAGUCACAUAUGGUUCUUUACACUGUGAGACAGGUCUUGGUUCAACUGCAUAUGGUGAGAACAUGGCCAUUCCUGGACUAAAUGAGCAAGGCUUGGAUUUUUCUCCAGACAUUCCAUUGUCUCCAGUACCUGCAAAAGAGCAGAAGCAUGAUGAGUGUGACCUUCCUUGCGGAGCUUGGUGGAAGAGAAGGGCUGCUUCCCUGUAUGCUCAUGCAAAAGAGGCAAAUACAUUUUGGUCUAUUUUCAUUGCUGCAGCUGUGAUGGGUCUUGUCGUACUUGGGCAGCAAUGGCAGCAGGAAAGGUGGCAGGCUUUGCAACUCAAGUGGCAGAUCAGCAUUAACGAAGAGAGGAGGGGCAGGAUGCUGGGUCCCAUAUAUCGACUUAAGGAUGUGAUAGUUGGCGGUCACCGCCAUGGUUCCCUGAUCAGGGGCAGCUCCUCAAGUGAGGCCUAAGAUGAUGACGAAAAGGCUAGAAAGAUAGAUAUGUUAGGAUUGAAGUGCUAGUUUGUUGCUGAGUGUGGUUCCACGUAUUUUUCUAAUGACAAGCUCAUGGUAAAUAUGUGAGUCUGAUAUUGUUCUGUACUUUGAUGGUACUCUCUUUUUUCCCUUCUUUUUUCUGUUUUGAUUUGUGUUGUAUAGUUUUGGGAAAUCAUAUAUCUUCUCAAAAGUUAAGUUGCUUAUGAAUUUUCAGCACGAAAAGAAAGGAAAAUAAAAAGUCGUAAAUUUUCCUUUG
Messenger RNA from Juglans microcarpa x Juglans regia, 1411 nucleotides. Its product is annotated as ATG8-interacting protein 1. Bases 187 to 1131 code for a protein of 314 amino acids. The record is from RefSeq and is a predicted model, not a curated record. NCBI's taxonomy places the organism in Eukaryota, Viridiplantae, Streptophyta, Magnoliopsida, Fagales, Juglandaceae. Gene Ontology annotation, cellular component: intracellular membrane-bounded organelle. The transcript is spliced from 3 exons.